UCGGAGCCGUCCGCCCGGAGCUGGGUUCGAGCGGUGGUGGCGAGGCGACAGCCCCGCGCGCGUCGGCGGCGGCCCCACCAUGCUGUGCUAUGUGACGAGGCCGGACGCGGUGCUGAUGGAGGUGGAGGUGGAGGCGAAAGCCAACGGCGAGGACUGUCUCAACCAGGUGUGCAGGCGACUGGGAAUCAUAGAAGUUGAUUAUUUUGGACUGCAGUUUACGGGUAGUAAAGGUGAAAGCUUAUGGCUGAAUCUGAGAAACCGGAUCUCCCAGCAGAUGGACGGGCUGGCACCUUACCGGCUUAAACUGAGAGUCAAGUUCUUCGUGGAGCCUCAUCUCAUCUUACAGGAGCAGACCAGACACAUCUUUUUCUUGCACAUCAAGGAAUCCCUCCUGGCAGGCCACCUCCAGUGCUCUCCAGAGCAGGCAGCGGAGCUUAGUGCCCUCCUGGCCCAGACCAAGUUUGGGGACUACAACCAGAACACUGCCAAGUACCACUACGAGGAGCUGUGUGCAAAGGAGCUCUCCAGUGCCAUCCUAAACAGCAUUGUUGCAAAGCAUAAGGAGUUGGAAGGCAUCAGCCAGGCUUCAGCUGAGUACCAGGUCCUGCAGAUUGUGUCGUCAAUGGAAAACUAUGGCGUGGAGUGGCAUGCCGUGAGGGACAGCGAAGGACAGAAGCUCCUCAUUGGGGUUGGGCCCGAAGGAAUCUCAAUCUGCAAAGAUGACUUCAGCCCAAUUAACAGGAUAGCUUAUCCUGUGGUACAGAUGGCCACCCAGUCAGGAAAGAAUGUGUACUUGACCGUCACCAAGGAGUCUGGGAAUAGCAUCGUGCUCCUGUUUAAAAUGAUCAGCACCAGAGCUGCCAGUGGGCUGUACCGAGCUAUCACCGAGACACAUGCUUUCUACAGGUGUGACACGGUGACCAGUGCUGUCAUGAUGCAGUAUAGUCGUGACUUGAAGGGCCAUUUGGCAUCUCUGUUUCUGAAUGAAAACAUUAACCUUGGCAAGAAGUAUGUCUUCGACAUUAAGAGAACAUCAAAGGAGGUCUAUGACCAUGCCAGGAGGGCUCUAUACAAUGCAGGUGUGGUGGACCUUGUCCCAAGAAGCGACCAGAGUCCCCCGAACUCGCCGCUGAAGGCCUCCGAAAGCAGCAUGAGCUGCAGCGGCUGCGAGGGCCUCAGCUGCCGGCAGACCAGGGCGCUGCAGGAGAAGCUGCGCCAGCUGCGGGAGGCCAUGCUGUGUGUGGUGUGCUGCGAGCAGGAAGUCAACUCCACCUUCUGCCCCUGCGGCCACACCGUGUGCUGUGAGCGCUGCGCCUCGCAGCUGCAGUUGUGUCCAGUGUGCAGAUCACGCGUAGAACAUGUCCAGCACGUCUACCUGCCAACCCACACCAGUCUUCUUAACCUCACCGUCAUCUGACCUUCCCUGCAAGUCCCCGGCACGCCGACUUGCUGAAGACUGCACUAUUGUAAACUAUGAUAAUGUUGUGAGGAAACCGCUCACUCUCAGCACCCAUCUGCCAUGCAACAUUUAAACAAAAAACAACGAAAAAAGGAAGACAAGAACAUAACACUCCCCACUGCAAAAACACAUCCAUGUGUAGAGCAAGCAGCUCCAGUGCUGGGGACCAGGAGGAGCUCUGGGGCACACGCAUUCCUUGGACUUCGUGUUUUUAUGAUCAAGUAAAGGAAUAGGUGGUGAGGUGGUGAUGUCUUUGUCAGUUAAGUGUUAAUGUAGCCAAAAACGGGAUUUUUAGGAAAUGAUGUCGUAUUUCUCCAUAACGUACACCCAGGCAGCAGAUUUUGUAAGUUAGUUUCAAGAAUUUACUUGGUUCUUUUUUUGUAAUGGUCAUGGGGUGUCGAACGUUUUUAAUAGGAAAAGUUUUCUUAAAUAGGCAUUGUCAUAAUGUCAUUUCUGUCUUUUACAACUUGGUCAAAAAUGAGUGGAAAGCAAGUAGAUUUCAAAGAGAGAGCCUGUGACUUUUGAAAGGUCUGGACAGUCUGGCUCACUGAAAGCAGGUGGAAGGAGGGUUCCUAACCCGUUUCUCUUCCCUGACCCUGGGCCCCAUGCCUUUUAAUGGCAAAAUGCCACUAAUUUGGUUAGAAGAGUCCCAUGAAGUAGUCAAGUAUUCCUUGGGCUUUGGAGCUGAUGGAGUAUUUUUAAAAUGGAAAGACAGAACAUUUCCCUUGCAAAGGGAACACCCAGCUCACUCAGAAACAGCCUGCUCUUCUCCAUUUCUCCCGAGUCCCCGGCUCCACCUGUGACAGCCCACGAGUGUGGCUUUUCUUGAACGAUCAAACCUUCUAUAACCUUACGAUGGGUUUCUAGAUAAGGUCUCCUUUUCAUGUGUAUUUUUUAUUUUUGUAUUUUCUUAAGUGCUUUGCUUCAGCAUUUCUUUGGUUGCCCCCUUUGUAUCUUUCAGUGGGGCUGUUUUUUGUGUUACCUUAUUCUCAGUCCCAUUUCCCAAACCCCACUCCCACUGGGCAUUUUGGAAGCCGGUCAGCUAGCGAGUUUUCUAGGAUGUCGGGAAACCUAGAUGACCUCAUUGGGUGCAAUACUAGCUCAGUGAAAGCUAGAAACCUACACUGUCACUUUACUGAGAUUCCUGAGUGUACUUUUCAUAUUGCCUUAAUGUAGCAGUAAUGUGUUUAUGCAUUUGUUUCUUUGCACAGACAUUUUGUCAGAUAUUAAAAUUCUACUUUUUUAUGGCACAUAUUAGCAUAUAAGCCUUUAUUCCAAGAGGUAUUUAUUUUUUCACUUGUAAAAAAAUGUUUCACAUAAAGAACUCUGUUAUAUCGUAGAGGACUUCUGUCUUUUAUAUUCAGGAUAAUAAAGACUUUAAAAUAAAGUAGGCAUUUGUAUUGUCA
Molecule: messenger RNA, 2865 nt
Organism: Jaculus jaculus (lesser Egyptian jerboa)
Lineage: Eukaryota; Metazoa; Chordata; Mammalia; Rodentia; Dipodidae
Gene: Mylip
Product: myosin regulatory light chain interacting protein
Exons: 7
Coding region: 80-1417 (445 amino acids)
Biological process (GO): ubiquitin-dependent protein catabolic process
Cellular component (GO): cytoskeleton
Molecular function (GO): ubiquitin-protein transferase activity; cytoskeletal protein binding
Source: RefSeq, a predicted model, not a curated record